AUGUCGUCCCUGUCACAACUCGGCAGAUCUGCGCGUGCAAUCAACGCCACCCUCCCAAGGGUAUCCGUCGCUAGAGUCGCCACCAACAUCGCUCCCAGACGCACCCUCCUCACCCUUGCCACCGCUGCUCGUCGCCAGGGAGCCGUCCUCGCUCAAAGGACUUCUGCUUUCAACAAGACCUCCUCCCAGACUGCUCUCCGCGCUUUUUCGACUUCCUUGCCUAGUCUGGAUGAUACCGAGGAAGAGUCCGAGGACCCCACCAAAGCUGAGCGCUAUGCUGACGAGACCGACGUUGUCAUCGUCGGUGGUGGUCCCGCUGGUCUCAGUGCUGCUAUCAAGUUGAAGCAGCUCGCCAACGCCGAUGGACGUGAGCUCCGCGUUGUCCUUGUUGAGAAGGCAGGCGAGAUCGGUGCUCACACUUUGUCCGGUGCCGUCUUGGAACCCCGUGCCUUGAAUGAGUUGAUUCCCGACUGGAAGGAGAGGGGCGCCCCCCUGAACCAGCCUGCCUUGGAGGACCAAAUGAAGUUCUUCACCAAGAACUAUGCCAUCCCCUUGCCUCACCCUCCCCAGAUGACCAACACCGGCAACUACAUUGUCUCACUCAGCAACUAUGUCAAGUGGCUCGGUGAGCAGGCCGAAGAGGCUGGUGUCGAGGUCUUCCCCGGAUUCGCUGCCAGUGAGAUUCUUUACAACGAGGACGGAAGUGUCAAGGGAAUCGCAACCAACGAUGUCGGACUGGACAAGAACUUCCAGCCCAAAGAAGAGUUCGAGCGCGGCAUGGAGUUCCACGCCAAGGUCACCCUCUUUGCCGAAGGAUGCCACGGUUCGUUGACCAAGAAGCUCUUCCGCCAGUUCAACCUUCGUGAGGAGUGCGAUCCCCAGACUUAUGGUAUCGGAAUCAAGGAAGUCUGGAAGAUUGACCCCAAAAAGUCCAAGCCUGGAACUGUUGUCCACGCCAUGGGCUGGCCCAUCGACAACGCCACUUACGGAGGAGCGUUUAUUUACCACAUGGGCGAGGACAUGCUCAGCUUGGGUCUCGUCGUCGGUCUCGAUUAUGAGAACCCUUACCUCCACCCCUACAAGGAGUUCCAGCGCUGGAAGCACCAUCCCUACGUCAAGGAUCUUUUGGAAGGAGGCGAGUGCCUGUCCUAUGGUGCCCGUGCCAUUAACGAGGGAGGUCUUCAGUCAAUUCCCAAGUUGUACUUCCCCGGAGGCGCCUUGAUUGGGUGCACCGCUGGAUUCUUGAACUUGAUCAAGAUUAAGGGCACCCACACUGCCAUGAAGUCUGGAAUGCUCGCUGCCGAGUCUACCUACGCUGCCAUCACCUCGGACAAAUACGAGGAGGGUAAGCCCAUUGUUUUGGAGGACUUUGAGCAAAAGGUCAAGGACAGCUGGAUCUGGAAGGAGUUGAAGGAGAUCCGUAAUUGCAGACCCAGUUUCCACACCCCUCUCGGCAACCUCGGAGGAGUUAUCUAUUCUGGUAUCGACACCAUUCUCCUCAAGGGCAGGACCCCCUGGACCUUCCACAACACCACACCCGACCACGAGCGUCUCCGUGUUGCCACCAACGCCCAGAAGAUCGACUACCCCAAACCCGAUGGCGUUAUUUCCUUUGAUCUGUUGACCUCUGUCUCGAGGACAGGCACCAACCACGCCGAGAACCAACCUGUCCAUUUGCGCCUCAAGGACAAGGAUGUGCCAGUCGAGCGCAACUUGAAGAUCUAUGAUGGUCCUGAGGGUCGUUUCUGCCCUGCUGGUGUGUACGAGUUUGUUGAGGAUGAGUCUGGCCCCGCUGGCGCCAAGCGUCUCCAGAUCAACUCUCAGAACUGCAUUCACUGCAAGACUUGUGAUAUCAAGGAUCCUAGCCAGAACAUUGACUGGACCGUGCCAGAGGGUGGCGGUGGACCUCAAUACUCGUACACAUAA
Molecule: messenger RNA, 1926 nt
Organism: Linnemannia hyalina
Lineage: Eukaryota; Fungi; Mortierellomycota; Mortierellomycetes; Mortierellales; Mortierellaceae
Source: the annotation of a GenBank genome assembly